AUGGGACGGACGCGGGACAGCAUCAGACGGGAUGCCCAGCACCCCUGGCUGCAUCCCACCCAUCUCACCCUCUGYCCCCAGGUGCACAGCCUGCAGGAACUGCGGCGCAGCGCUUCCCUGGCCACCAAGGUCUUCGUGCAGCGGGAUUACAGUGAUGGGACCACAUGCCAGUUCCAGACAAAGUUUCCCCCUGAGCUGGAGAGCCGGAUUGAGCGGCAACUUUUUGAGGAAACUGUGAAAACCCUGAACGGCUUCUACGCCGAGGCRGAGAAGAUUGGGGGCAGCUCGUACCUCGAGGGGUGCCUGGCCUGUGCCACUGCCUAUUUCAUCUUUCUCUGCAUGGAGACACAUUAUGAGAAGGUCCUGAAGAAGAUUUCCAAGUACAUCCAGGACCAGAACGAGAAGAUCUAUGCACCACGGGGGCUGCUGCUCACUGACCCCCUGGAACGUGGCAUGAGAGUCAUCGAGAUCUCCAUCUACGAGGACCGGUGCAGCAGCGGCAGCUCCAGCAGCGGCAGCUCCAGCAGCAGCAGCGGCGGGGGCGGCGGUGGGGCGGGGGGCCGGUGA
Malurus melanocephalus (red-backed fairy wren) is the source of this 567-nucleotide messenger RNA. It is a transcript of the gene GOLGA7B, whose product is annotated as golgin A7 family member B. NCBI's taxonomy places the organism in Eukaryota, Metazoa, Chordata, Aves, Passeriformes, Maluridae. The coding region runs from base 1 to 567 and encodes 188 amino acids. Gene Ontology annotation, biological process: peptidyl-L-cysteine S-palmitoylation; protein targeting to membrane. The record is from RefSeq and is a predicted model, not a curated record. The transcript is spliced from 5 exons. Gene Ontology annotation, cellular component: palmitoyltransferase complex.